Molecule: messenger RNA, 4698 nt
Organism: Chelmon rostratus (copperband butterflyfish)
Lineage: Eukaryota; Metazoa; Chordata; Actinopteri; Chaetodontiformes; Chaetodontidae
Gene: snx29
Product: sorting nexin 29
Exons: 21
Coding region: 365-2875 (836 amino acids)
Molecular function (GO): phosphatidylinositol binding
Source: RefSeq, a predicted model, not a curated record
GAACCGAAAGCACCGCGUCUCGCUGCUAAACGCUCCGCCGCACGUUAAACGGCUGAUUUCAGUGCUCUGAAAUUACACUCCUGCUUGUGUUUAGUACGCGUUUCCUGCUUAUUCGGCUUUGUACAAGUCCUCCAUGUCAGACUGUGGUUGUUAGCCCCACAGCCCCAGCGGCUCCCCGGCGGCAGGCCUCUCUGUUCGCCGUGUGAGCAUCAGCCCUCGCGCCGCGGUUGGGUGGGUCCAGCUCGGCCGCAGAGGCAGCAUGGGCCCGGUGCACAGCUAGCCUCCGCUCCUAACAGCUCCGGAAAGGGAUGAAUCACGAACUGUCUGGCUUGCAUGUCACUGCUAACGGAGUUCGGCUGUGAGAAUGAACGGCACGCAGCAGAGUGAUACCAAGAGGCAGCACCUCCUGGAGAGGCUGCUGGACGCUGUCAAGCAGUGCCAGAUCCGCUUUGGAGGGAGAAAGGAGAUUGCCACAGACUCAGACAGCAGGGUGAUCUGUCUGUGUGCCCAGUUUGAAGCUGUGCUGCAGCACGGUCUGAGGAAGAGCCGAGGCCUCGCCCUCACCGCUGCCGCUCUCAAGCAGGCUGCUGGCUUUAGCAGCAAGACCGAAGCAGAGUUGACUUUCUGGUUCUAUGUGAAGGAGCAUCUGAACCGCCAUGAGCUCCAGCGGUUCUACUCGCUACGUCAGAUCUCCUCAGAGCUGGGCCGGGGUCGCGCCUGGCUGCGCUGCGCCCUCAAUGAGCACUCGCUGGAGCGUUACCUGCACACACUGCUGGCUGACCGCCCACGUUUAGGAACUUACUAUGAAGACUGGGCUUUUAUUCUCGAUGAAGAAAGAGCCAGUAUGCUCCCCACCAUGGCUGCAGGUCUGAACUCCAUCCUGUUUGCUAUCAACAUCGAUAACAGUGACCUGAACGGUGGGGUCACGCGAGGUGGAGGAGGCUCCUCGGUGUCCCACCUCCUCAAGGAGUCCACACAGGGCAUCGGCAGCCUGUGGAAAGAGUCAACUCAGGGGGUCAGCAGCCUGCUGCGGGAGAUCAGCACUGCCACGGCUGUGGUGCCCGGCUUCACCCCCAGAGUGGACGGAGCCUCAGACCCGCUACCCGUCCUGCCACGCAGCACCUCAGCUGACUCAGGCCUGAGGAAGGAGCGCCGGAGGAAAAAGAAAAUCACCAACAUCAUUUCCUUUGAUGACAAUCUGGACGGAGGGGCGGAGGACGAGGAGGAGGGAGAGGAGGACUCCCAGAAGAUGGGCGGGAUGAGGAAGAGCCACACUGCUCCCGCUCAGAACAGCGUGGAGGAAGGAAUAGAUCCUUUGGAGCCGGUCUUCUCCGAGUCGCCGGCCCAGAACGGCCUGGCUGGGCCCGGCAUAGUCAGCUGGGUGGGGUCCCCCCAUCCCUCUCGCACUCCACCCACCGUUACACCUCCUCUGCCUGACAGCAAGAGUAUAGACAACGAGGAGGAGGAGGAAGAGGAAGAGAUGUACAAACCCAGAGCACAAACCCAGGAGGAGGAGAGGAUCAGCUCUGAUCAGGUGGUGGUAGGCAGCCUGUCCAGUGUGUCCACAUGGAGCCCUCUACAGGUGAUGGCUGACCACAACAGCUCAGAAAUCCUCAUUCCUCUGAACCCUACGGACCCCCAGCCAGUGAGCUCUGUGGAGGACGCGCCUGCAUUUCCUGCUCCGUGUGAGUCGACAGGACCGGGGGGAAACUGUGAGAGCAGCACAUCGCUGCUAACAUUCAAUAUGGAGUCCAGUCCACCGACGCAGUCUGCUCCACUCUCCAGUGUACUGCCAACAUCUGGUCUGCCAGAGUCCAUGACAGUGGUGGAGCUGCGUCAGGCCAUCGUAGCCAUGAUGAACAGGAAGGACGAGCUGGAGGAACAAAACACGUCUCUUCGCAGUCUGCUGGAUGGGGAGAUGGAGCACUCAGCGGGCCUGAGGCAGGAAACUGAUCUGCUGAAGAGGAAGCUGGCAGAGCUGGAGGAGAGACACACGGCAAAGGUCCAGGCACUGGCCAGGGAGAAUGAGGUCCUGAAGGUCCAGUUGAAGAAGUAUGUGGGGGCGGUACAGAUGCUGAAGAGAGAGGGGAGCCAGGGCAAUGACGCCCUGUCAAUGCUGCGGUCGAGUGAAGACCAGGCCCCUGCCCCACAGAAUAAGUUCAUGGGUGACAUCGAGGAGCUGGCCGCCAGCUAUGAACGCAAACUCAUAGAGGUAGCCGAGAUGCACGGUGAGCUGAUCGAGUUUAAUGAGCGCCUGUACCGCUCCCUCAUGGCCAAAGACCACCUCAUUGUCCAGAUGAGACAGGAACUCAUUGACCUGAGAGGACCGGUUCCAGGAGAUUUAAGCCAGACGUCAGAUGACCCCAGUCUGUCAGAUUUUGAGACGGCUCAUCGCGCUCUCAUCAACGUGUGGAUCCCCUCUGUGUUCCUGCAGGGCAGAGCUGCCAACGCCUACCACGUCUAUCAGGUGUACAUCCGUAUCCUCGACAACGAGUGGAAUGUGUACAGGCGUUACACCGAGUUCAGGGAGCUCCACAACCACCUGAGGUCUCAGUUUCCGCAGGUGGACACCUUCAGCUUCCCACCCAAGAAAGCCAUAGGGAACAAGGACGCCAAGUUUGUGGAGGAGAGGAGGAAGCAGCUGCAGGGCUACCUUCGCACGGUGAUGAACAAACUGAUCCAGACACUGCCAGAGUUCGCAGCCCGCCCCACCAAAGAGACCCUGCUGUCUCUGCUGCCUUUCUGCCUAGACACGCCCCAAGCCAACGAUGGUGGAGCCAAGACGCCCCGGUCCAAAACGUCAUCCCGCUUCCCCAGACUGGGCCGCAGCCGCAACCAGGAGGCCAGACCUGAACCCCAGAGUGGCGACCUCUAAUCCCAGAGCCUUUGAACUAACAAUCCCUCGCUGUAGAGGCUGAAGACGAUGACCUGUGUCCACCCUGGACGUGACACACAGGAUCAGAGUGUGCGAUGACAUUAAGGGCGUCUAACGGACCUUGAAACCUUACAGGAAAACUCAGCCUCAGCUGAGGAGGGGAGGUGGAUGCGUUCACAUGGCAGGUCUCUCUAGGAGAUAUGUAAAUGUUUCUGUUCAUUGCCUGGCUGAGUAAAGGAUAAAUGACUCCCCUGAGGCUGCCUAUCGAUGGACCCAAUCAUACAGUACCUCUUACCUCACUGAGAGACCAAAAGACUCUCUGUAAGCUGCACAUGAACUAGUAUAGACUGCUCUCUGAUCUCAAACACAAUGAGAUGAUGAGGACGUGUUUUUUUUUUUCUUACUCUGCUCAGUUUUGUAGUGAAAGUGCAUCAUGGUCACAGUGCCUACAGUGUUUUGUAGCUGCUUUCCUGCUCGGGGUGGGAACGGUGUGUAGAGAGGUGACAACGGGGUAGAUUAAAGUACUCUUCUGGGAAAUGAACACUGUUUUUCAGCUAAUGUGUCAGCAUUACUGUGCCAUUACUUUUUAGACGACGAUGAUAGCCGUGCCUGACGUGGACCACCGGCAAUGGGCCUCCUUCCGUUGUGUUAUCAUCAUGGCUUUCACAGAUAAAUAUGUUUUUUUAGUUCCACGUAAAGAUUAAGGGAGAAGCACCACUGAUAAAACCAAAAUCUCUAAGGGACUGUAUGAAAAUGUUUGGGGUGGGGAGGUGGGCUGAAUCUUGACCCUCCUCAGCAUUAUUAACAGUUUCUUUGGCCCCCUCCCCUUGACUUAGUAUAAAACUGCAAUGCCAUUAAAAUAAAGAGAUACUAAAUAAAAGGCUAAACUUGAUCAGCCAAGUGACCAAAUGCUGAACUCUAUAAAUAUAUUAAAAUUUUUAUAAAUUCUCUACCAACUGUCCCUUCAGUGAAAAAACAAAACAGACAUUACCCUCCGCCUUUUCUGACACCCCCCUGAUAAAUUCAUAACGAUUUUUGAGCACAAAGGAGGAGAAACCUUAUUUUACUAUUAAAAUUGAGGGGAGAGCUGUGUUUUCACUAGUGUCCCUUAAAUAAGGGUCUUUAUCAAAGUUUGGCUGGCCGUACGGAAAAAAUCAAUGUUUAAAGAUUGUUUAACUAAUGUGUCUUAGCAGGAUUUAAUGCAGCGUUACGUCGCAAAUGAAUGUUUAACGAUGACUAAACACUUGAAGAAAAGCUGCUCGUUAGAGUGCAAGGAAAGGGCUGCAGAGCAUCAAGUGUGUGUAAAACAGAAGCUCAUGCAUAUGUAUGUCCUACCCAAGAGUAGUCAGAGACUAUGUUCAAACGAGGAGUGAUUGUGUUUGAAGGGUUUCCGAAAACUUGAAUCAAAGGGUCGGCUCGCAAGACGGCAAACACUGUUCACUGUCUAUGAGAGGAGGCGAACAAACAAGGCUUGUGGGUUUUAAUUAAGUUGUUAUUCUUACACAAACGUGACCCUCACAAGUAUCCAACUACUGGUAAACACCGCACAGUGUUGUUAGCAGAUUCUCACAGGGACGCUGUCAAAUAAAGGUAUUUUAUGAGAGUCUCUCUGUGGUCAACAUGUGGCGAGUUGGCCAGUAACACAUCAGCAUGGGGAAGAAAAGAAGAUUUUUAAAGAGAUUAUUUCACACGUUGACUUUCUUUUUUCUCAGUCUGACACAAGGCGCUGCUGUUGCUUCCAGUCGAGAACAUGUAACGUCAACAUGGAUUCUGUCAUUGUUUUUAUUAAAGACGGUCCUCUGCUGUGACGCAGUGAAACUGGA